AUGGUUUCGAUCCCGCAACCCAAGCUUUUUGGUUUACCUGACUCCUACUUUGUCGUCUCCAUUGCCAUAAUCGUUUUGCUUGUUGGCUCGACUAGAAUAAACGUCACUGCAGAGGUUAAUAUCUCUUCAUACCCAAUCAUUUUAAGAAGUGAUGUUAGAAAUCUAGCAGGAACGAAACGGCCUCGCCACGACGACGACGCCCGCAGCGACACGCCGCCCUCGCCCAUCCGCGACGAGCCCCUCAGCCUGAAGGUGGCGCCCCCGGCCUCCCCCUCCGAGGCCACGCCCACGCCCCCGCCCGCACAGCCCCCGGCGCCGCCCGCCCUGGCCAGCCCACGCGGCGACCCCGCCAGCGAGGACGACGAGCCGCGGCCCAGCAAGGCGGCUCGCAGGGACGCCGACGACGAGGACGAGCGCGCCGGCGCCUCCCCGCCCGCGUCAGCGGCGGCCGACGCAGCCAAGCUGACCAGCAUGGAGACCCUCGUGCGGCUGUUCCCCGUCAGGAAGGUGCAGGUGCUGGAGACGGUCCUGCUGCGCUGCGGCGGGGACGUCUUGCGCGCCAUCCAGACGCUGCUCUACGCCCUCCCGCCCGCCACGUCCGCACCCUCGCCCACCCACGCCACCCCCGCCGCGCCCCACCACCUCGCCCACCACGAGAACAACAACAACCACGAGCAGCCCCACCACCAGCCGCCCUCGCUGCCGCACCACCACCACCACCACCACGCCCACCAGAGGUCCUCGCCCCCGCGCUCCCCCGAGCUGCGCCACCAUGACCUCCUGCAGGACUCCGCCGCCCUGCGAGCGUCGGCCUUCGCGCCCCUCACGCCGCCCUCGCUCGCCCGCUUCCCGUACCCGCCGCCCCACGCCCUCAUGGGCCUCCCGUACCCGCCCUUCCUCCCUCCCCGCCCGGAGUACUACCCUCCCCUCAACCUCUCCUCCCACACCGCCUCCCUACUGGCCGCCCACCACUCCUCGCCCCCGCCCAGGGACCUCUCCUCCUCGCCCACGUCGCAGCCCGACCCCGACACAGAGUAA
Molecule: messenger RNA, 1038 nt
Organism: Penaeus chinensis
Lineage: Eukaryota; Metazoa; Arthropoda; Malacostraca; Decapoda; Penaeidae
Product: protein expanded-like
Exons: 3
Coding region: 1-1038 (345 amino acids)
Molecular function (GO): protein binding
Source: RefSeq, a predicted model, not a curated record